AUGAAACAGAGUGACCGGCUUCUUCCUGUAGCAAAUGUGGCAGGAAUAAUGAAGAAAACCAUACCCCAAAAGGCAAAGAUAUCAAGAGAUGCAAAGGAAAUGAUGCAGCGAGCUGCCUCCGAGUUUAUUGCAUUUGUUACGUGCAAGGCACAGGAUUUGUGCAAAUUGGAAAAAAGAAAGACCUUGACAGGAGAUGACCUUGUGCUUGCUGUUGAACACUUAGGAAUGCCUCUCCAUGCAGACGCAGGCAGAAGAGCACUAUAUAAGCUAAGGGAAGGUCACCAGAAUGGUCAAGAUACUUAUAUCCAAGAAACAGGCUCGCCAAUACACUGGAAGCCAUAUGAGCAAGAAUAA
Nematocida ausubeli is the source of this 354-nucleotide messenger RNA. RefSeq lists its product as uncharacterized. Gene Ontology annotation, molecular function: protein heterodimerization activity; RNA polymerase II cis-regulatory region sequence-specific DNA binding; DNA-binding transcription activator activity, RNA polymerase II-specific. The transcript has a single exon. The coding region runs from base 1 to 354 and encodes 117 amino acids. Gene Ontology annotation, biological process: regulation of transcription by RNA polymerase II. The record is from RefSeq and is a predicted model, not a curated record. NCBI's taxonomy places the organism in Eukaryota, Fungi, Microsporidia. Gene Ontology annotation, cellular component: CCAAT-binding factor complex.